GGAGUGAUGACGUACGGGCUGGGGCCCCAGCCUGUCAGUGCGCGGCCAGGUACGGGCCCCGGGGCCCGCGGGGCCGGCGCCUCUAUGGCGGCUGUGUUCGACCUGGACCUGGAGACCGAGGAAGGCAGCGACGGCGAGGGCGAACCAGAGCUCAGCCCGGCUGACGUGUGCCCCAUUGCCGAGUUGCGGGCUGCUGGCCUGGAACCCGUGGGACACUAUGAAGAGGUGGAGCUGACGGAGACCAGCGUGAACCCCGGCCCUGAGCGCAUCGGGCCCCACUGUUUUGAGCUGCUGCGCGUGCUGGGCAAGGGGGGCUAUGGCAAGGUGUUCCAGGUGCGGAAGGUGCAAGGCACCAACUUGGGCAAAAUAUAUGCCAUGAAAGUCCUGAAGAAGGCCAAAAUUGUGCGCAAUGCCAAGGAUACAGCGCACACGCGGGCCGAGCGGAACAUUCUGGAGUCCGUGAAGCACCCCUUCAUUGUGGAAUUGGCUUAUGCGUUCCAGACUGGCGGCAAGCUCUACCUCAUCCUCGAGUGCCUCAGUGGCGGUGAGCUCUUCACACAUCUGGAACGAGAAGGCAUCUUCCUGGAGGACACGGCCUGUUUCUAUCUGGCAGAGAUCACCCUGGCCCUCGGACACCUCCACUCCCAGGGCAUCAUCUACCGAGACCUCAAACCUGAGAACAUCAUGCUCAGCAGCCAGGGUCACAUCAAACUCACAGACUUUGGCCUCUGUAAGGAGUCGAUUCACGAGGGUGCCAUCACCCACACCUUCUGCGGCACCAUCGAGUACAUGGCCCCUGAAAUCCUGGCGCGCAGUGGCCACAACCGGGCCGUGGACUGGUGGAGCCUGGGGACCCUGAUGUACGACAUGCUCACUGGAUCGCCACCCUUUACGGCUGAGAACCGGAAAAAAACCAUGGACAAGAUCAUCAAGGGGAAGCUGGUGCUGCCCCCCUACCUCACCCUGGACGCCCGGGAUCUCAUCAAAAAGUUUCUGAAACGGAAUCCCAGCCAACGGAUGGGGGGUGGCCCAGGGGAUGCUGCUGAUGUACAGAGGCACCCCUUCUUCCGGCACAUCAAUUGGGACGACCUCCUGGCCCGCCGCGUGGAUCCCCCGUACAGGCCCUGUCUGCAGUCAGAAGAGGACGUGAGCCAGUUUGACACCCGCUUCACGCGGCAGACGCCAGUGGACAGUCCGGAUGACACGGCCCUCAGCGAGAGCGCCAACCAGGCUUUCCUGGGCUUCACGUACGUGGCGCCCUCCGUCCUGGACAGCAUCAAGGAGGGCUUCUCCUUCCAGCCCAAGCUGCGCUCCCCAAGGCGCCUCAACAGCAGCCCACGGACCCCCAUCAGCCCCCUGAAGUUCUCCCCCUUUGAGGGGUUCCGGCCCAGCCCUGGCCCCCUGGAGCCUGGGGAGCCGCCUUUACCUCCACUCCUGCCGCCACUGCCGCCCCCUUCGACCAGCGCCCCCCUCCCCAUCCGCCCCCCUUCCGGGGCCAAGAAGUCCAAGAGGAGCCGUGGGCGCCCCGGGCGCUAGCGGGUGGGGCCCAGGACAGCUGCCGAGGCCCUUACUGGCAGGCUGUGGGGGCCACGGGACCCCGGGCUGGUUCCGGAGACCUGGGGUGUGCCCAGGGAGUGAGGGAGGGGGAGUGUGUGUGUGUUUGGGGUGACUGUGGCCUCUGAAUCAUGAGCUUGGAGGGCCACGGCUGUAGCUGCUGCCAGGGGCCCCAGCUGCCCGAUGCUCACCUGCAGCUGGAGCUGUGCCCUCGGAGAAUUAAAGAACUCAAUCAUGGCACAAA
This is a messenger RNA of Choloepus didactylus (southern two-toed sloth), 1798 nucleotides long. RefSeq names its product ribosomal protein S6 kinase B2 (gene RPS6KB2). The coding region runs from base 7 to 1536 and encodes 509 amino acids. The record is from RefSeq and is a predicted model, not a curated record. Lineage: Eukaryota; Metazoa; Chordata; Mammalia; Pilosa; Megalonychidae. Gene Ontology annotation, biological process: protein phosphorylation. Gene Ontology annotation, molecular function: protein serine/threonine kinase activity; ATP binding. The transcript has 15 exons.